Rhodamnia argentea is the source of this 1805-nucleotide messenger RNA. RefSeq names its product pentatricopeptide repeat-containing protein At5g39710-like. Gene Ontology annotation, molecular function: protein binding. The transcript is spliced from 2 exons. NCBI's taxonomy places the organism in Eukaryota, Viridiplantae, Streptophyta, Magnoliopsida, Myrtales, Myrtaceae. The record is from RefSeq and is a predicted model, not a curated record. The coding region runs from base 58 to 1665 and encodes 535 amino acids.
UAGAUGUAGUUAGCGAAUCACCGUUCGACGACCUUGCACGCCCUAAACAUCCUCUAAAUGCUGGUUCUAUUGGCUGGGGGCACGGUGAACACAUCCUUGCGCAUAAUGCCGCCUCAUCCUUCCCUACUGUCAUCCACUCCAUAUCCUCCCCCAUCCCCACUCCUUCAUCUUCCUCCGCAGCGCAACCCUUGCUCGUUUCGAAGCAUCAUCAUCUCCCCACGACAUCUUUGGAAGAUCCAACGACGCAAGCUCGUCACAAGAUUCUCGCCGAGCAGACAUUCGCACGGCUCUGUCCAUAGAACUAGCGCGAUCCUAACACCGCCGAGUGAAGUGCAGGGGCGAGAGAAUCAGGAACGCGAGCGGAGAAGCUGCACGGUCCGGGUCCAGUGCUUGGCCGAAAGAAUCAGGGCGUUGCCCGCUACGGACAGGGUCGAGUUCGUCCGUCUCCUACGGCGAGAUGGGCAGAUGGGGAGCUUGUCCGGGGUCAACGAUCUGCUCGCGGCAUUGGCCAUGGCGCACGAGCCCGACAUCGCCUUGCAAGUGUUCGACGAAAUGCCGUCUCAUGGGUUGGACCCGGACUCGUGGACGUUUUCGUCCGCGAUCGUCUGCCACUGUUUGAAGAACAACUUAGAUGAUGCUGCACGAAUCUUGGACUUCAUGGUGGAUAACGAGCUAUGCCCGAGCGUCGCGACUUUCACGACCCUCGUGAAUUCGUUUUGCAGAAAGGGCCAAAUGCAGAGGGCUUUUGAGGUGUUCCGCGUGAUGAACAGAGUCGGUUGCGAGCCCACAAUUCAGACGUACAAUUGCUUGAUCAAAGGGUUGUGCUACGUUGGGAGGGUGGAGGAAGCAUAUGAGAUGUUGGAGAAUAUCAAGAAGGAUUCGUUUUCGAUCAAACCGGACAUAUACACAUACACAGCUGUAAUGGAUGGGUUUUGCAAAGUGGGCAGGUCGCCAGAGGCCAUGGAAUUGCUUGAUGAAGCUCUAGAGGCAGGGUUGUCUCCGAAUGUUGUUACUUACAAUACUUUGUUCAAUGGGUAUUGCAAAGAAGGGAAGCCGAUGAAAGGCUUUGGUGUGUUGAAGCUGAUGAAGGAGAGCGAUUGCAUGCCAGACAACAUCAGUUAUAGCACCUUGAUUCACGGCUUGUUGAAGUGGGGGAAAAUAAGGGCUGCAUUGAGGGCUUAUAAAGAGAUGGUAGGAGAUGGUUUUGAAGUUGAAGGGAGGAUGUUGAAUACAUUACUUAGGGCUGUGCGCAGGAUUUCUUUGAAAGAGAGAAACCUAUUGGAUGAUGUCUACCAGAUGUUCGAGAAAAUGAGAAGCAGGGGUUGUGUUAUCGAUGAGACCUCUUAUGGAUUUAUCAUACAAACACUUUCUGUAGGGAACAGAGAUGAAGAAGCUUUGUUCAAUAUAGAGCACAUGAUGAGAAUGGGGCAUUCACCAAAAAUGACUAGCUUAGCUAGAGUAGUGAGAGCACUUUGCGGGGAGGGAAAGCUUGACAAGGCUCUGUUGGUCCUAAUGGAUGAAAGAUUUACGCAUCCCAUUAAAGAUGCAUACAACGUCGUUAUAAACGAGUCUAAUCGUCAAGGAAGGUGGUUAUGCGCUUGUAAUGUGUAUGGUAUGGCACUGAAGCGAGGUGUCGUGCCCGAGAAGAAGCCAGAAGAUGCCUAGGGAAGAGUCUUGGCUAACUGACGACAGUAGCCACCUUCUUGGAUCACUACCUAAGGGAGAUCGCCUCAUAGUUCCAAGCGGCUUGGUGUGACGACAGCUCUUGAAUAGAAGCCAUCAACGGAGCAAAUGCUUCUUACUAU